Molecule: messenger RNA, 675 nt
Organism: Pistacia vera
Lineage: Eukaryota; Viridiplantae; Streptophyta; Magnoliopsida; Sapindales; Anacardiaceae
Product: histone H4
Exons: 2
Coding region: 163-474 (103 amino acids)
Biological process (GO): nucleosome assembly
Cellular component (GO): nucleosome
Molecular function (GO): structural constituent of chromatin; DNA binding; protein heterodimerization activity
Source: RefSeq, a predicted model, not a curated record
CCAAACCACUCCUACAACACCACCCCGGAUCGAAAACCCAAGACCCCAACACCACACGUUUCUAUAAAUACUCUUCACUAUUUUGUUUCACCCGCAAACCAAGUUACUCAUUGUACUCUUUGAAUCUUCUCUCUUCUCCUCAACAACUCUCAAGAUCAGAAAAUGUCGGGCCGUGGGAAAGGAGGCAAGGGUUUGGGCAAGGGAGGAGCGAAGCGACACCGUAAGGUUCUCCGAGAUAACAUUCAGGGUAUCACAAAGCCUGCGAUUAGGCGUUUGGCUCGCAGGGGUGGAGUGAAGCGUAUCAGUGGGUUGAUCUAUGAGGAAACACGUGGCGUUCUGAAGAUAUUCUUGGAGAAUGUGAUCCGUGAUGCCGUGACAUACACUGAGCACGCCAGGAGGAAGACGGUGACUGCCAUGGAUGUUGUGUAUGCGUUGAAGAGGCAGGGCAGGACUCUCUAUGGAUUUGGGGGUUAAGUUUUUUAAUUUGUUUGUAUGUAGAGGGACAAGUCUUGCUGUCAAGAAGCUUAUGGUUGUGUUUUCAGAGUUAGGGUUAUGUUUUUGUAAUUCAAUCUUUGAAUUGCAAGUGAAAUGGUUUCUAUUUCUUACUGGAAUUUGUUUUCUGUAGAAUUGGUGUGGUAAUUAUGAAUCAAUGAUAGAUUUUAGUUCAAGUUUAUA